GCCUCCCGGCGCAGACCCGUUGGGGCCCGACGCGGCGUCAUGGCGCGUGUCCUCCGAGCCCUUUGGGCCUUGCCCUUGCGAGCUGCGCCCGGGCGAUCUGUUUGGGGCCGAGCUGCAGGCUGCAGCCUGAGCUCAAGAGCCAGGCCCAGAGACGCAGGGUCCCUCACCAAGCCCGAGCGAGCACUGUCUGAGAGUGAAUGGCGGAAGAAGCUGACUCCAGAGCAGUUUUAUGUCACGAGAGAAAAAGGGACUGAACCGCCUUUCAGUGGGAGCUACCUGGAUAACAAGGAACCAGGAAUGUAUCACUGUGUGUGCUGUGAUAGCCCACUCUUCAGCUCGGAGAAGAAGUUCUGCUCAGGCUCGGGCUGGCCCUCCUUCUCCGAGGCACACGGCGCUGCUGGCUCUGAUGAGACUAACGCGGGGGUCCUGCGGCGGCUAGACACCUCCUUGGGCCUGGCUCGCACCGAGGUGGUCUGCAAGCAGUGUGAAGCCCACCUGGGCCACGUGUUCCCUGAUGGACCCGGGCCUACUGGUCAGCGAUUCUGUAUCAACAGCGUGGCACUGCGCUUCAAACCAGCCCAGCGCUGAUGCCUUGAGCUUCUUCCCUGGCCCUGCCUUCCGCCUUAAUUUCCACGUCAGUGACUUGUUCAUAAUUUCCACGUCAAUGAUAGUUCACUAUUCAAGAAGGCUGAGUUUGCCGCCAGCACCCAGUUCCUGAAUUUAUUUACCCCAAAUCAACUCAGUCCUGCCUCUAGCUUCCUUUGACAGAAAUUUCACAGGAUGAAGCUGCUCUUAACAUCAGAAUUGACUUCUGUAGGCAUUUCUGGGAAGCAGAGGGCGUGGGAUGUCAGAGCACAUUAGUGGAUUCAUAGGAGGUGGGGG
This is a messenger RNA of Sorex fumeus (smoky shrew), 882 nucleotides long. It is a transcript of the gene MSRB2, whose product is annotated as methionine sulfoxide reductase B2. Gene Ontology annotation, molecular function: peptide-methionine (R)-S-oxide reductase activity. Gene Ontology annotation, cellular component: cytoplasm. The transcript has 5 exons. The record is from RefSeq and is a predicted model, not a curated record. Gene Ontology annotation, biological process: protein repair; response to oxidative stress. The coding region runs from base 40 to 588 and encodes 182 amino acids. NCBI's taxonomy places the organism in Eukaryota, Metazoa, Chordata, Mammalia, Eulipotyphla, Soricidae.